Molecule: messenger RNA, 2793 nt
Organism: Formica exsecta
Lineage: Eukaryota; Metazoa; Arthropoda; Insecta; Hymenoptera; Formicidae
Product: GMP reductase 1-like
Exons: 6
Coding region: 208-1260 (350 amino acids)
Biological process (GO): nucleotide metabolic process
Cellular component (GO): GMP reductase complex
Molecular function (GO): GMP reductase activity
Source: RefSeq, a predicted model, not a curated record
UCCGUUGCGAGUAGCGUGUCAGAUAAGGUAUAUAUCCUAUAUCCUAUACCGAAUGUGUCUGGGUGUACCAUCUACCAUCCAGUAUAGGCAAGAACGUUGAAAGAACGACCUCGCAAGUUUGACUGGAUCUACAGCGCGAGAGAACAGAGUCGUCUGCUAGAGAGACUGAGCUUUUAAAAGAGAUAGGAGAUAUUCGCGAUCGCCGAAAUGCCCAACAUAAUAAAUGACAUAAAACUGGACUUUAAGGACGUGCUGCUGCGCCCGAAACGGAGCACAUUGAGAAGCAGAUCUGACGUCGAUCUUUUUAGAGAAAUUACAUUUCGCAAUUCUAAACAAACAUACAGAGGAAUUCCUGUAAUGGCAUCUAAUAUGGAUACAGUUGGAACAUUUGAAAUGGCAAAAGCUUUAUCAAAGCAUGGUCUUUUUACUACGAUCCAUAAAUAUUAUACCGCAGAUGAAUGGAAAAGCUUUUCCACAUUAAAUCCCGACUGCAUAAAGAAUGUAGCAGCCAGUUCAGGAACAGGAAAUGAAGAUUACGAACGACUUUCAAGCAUACUAGAAGCCGUGCCAGAAAUAUCAUUUAUAUGCUUGGAUGUUGCAAAUGGAUAUUCACAACAUUUUGUUGAAUAUGUAAGAAAAGUAAGAGCGCGAUAUCCGAAUCACACUAUAAUUGCAGGAAAUGUUGUAACAGGGGAAAUGGUGGAAGAAUUAAUACUUUCUGGAGCAGAUAUAAUUAAAGUAGGAAUUGGUCCAGGUUCUGUAUGCACAACACGUAUGAAGACUGGUGUAGGCUAUCCCCAAUUAAGUGCUGUGAUUGAGUGUGCAGAUGCGGCACAUGGCUUAAAGGGGCAUAUUAUUGCUGAUGGUGGAUGUACUUGCCCUGGAGACUUGGCAAAAGCGUUUGGUGCCGGCGCAGACUUCGUCAUGGCAGGUGGAAUGUUUGCGGGUCAUGACGAAUGCGGGGGCGAAGUUAUAGAAAAGAAUGGAAAGAAAUUAAAACUUUUUUAUGGAAUGUCCUCCAAUACAGCUAUGAAGAAGCAUUCUGGUGGUGUUUCGGACUACAGGUCUUCAGAAGGAAAAACUGUCGAAGUGCCUUAUAGAGGUUUAGUCGAGAAUACUGUGCUGGAUAUAUUGGGUGGUUUAAGAUCCGCUUGCACUUACACAGGAGCCGAGCGUUUGCGCGAACUACCGCGACGAGCGACAUUUAUACGCUGUACGCAACAAUUAAAUCCUAUGUAUGGUCCCCCUCCAGAAAUGUAAAAUUAUACAAUUAUUAAAUUAUGCUCUCCUUAGAGAAAGCUUAGGAAAGAAAAUUUUAAACGCCGAUAUCUGUUGAUCGCGUAUUAUUGGCGAAUAAUAUUUAUAAAUGGGUGAAAAUGCAGUCUUACUCAAAUGCUUAUCACUUGGUGUGAAAACAUUCAAGUAUUACGAAUUAAUGCUAAAUACGCUCAAAAAUGGAAAACAAAUAUUAAUCUUUCAUGCACAAAAAUAUAGAAUUUCGUUUACGUUAAACACUAUUUUGCAUCAUUCAAAAUAUAUAUGCUCUUAUUUUAAUAAUUUACAUAUACAAUUCUCUAUAUAACAAUAAGACAGAAUAUAGAUUUUUAAAAUUAUAUUUCAUAUUUAAACAAUGAUUGUUAUUGUACUCUAUUUAUAUUUUUGUUGUUACUUUUUAUUAUAAAAUUUGAAUAUUUAUGUAUUUUACAAAUCUUGCAUUAAAUGUGCCCUGUAUCUAUAUAAUACACUCUGCCUAUGUAUAACACCUUACAGAAUUUAUUUAUAUAUGAAAAUCUUUUAUACGUAUUUACUAUUUGCUUCUCUUGAUCAGAGAAACUGGAAAACUUUCUGUUGCGCCUGUCCCUGAAACAUUCGCCAAUGUCAAUUAAUUACAUGCAUAAAAAGUAUAAAAUUACAGAAAAUAUUUUAACUGAUAAAUAAGAUUGAGGAUAUCUUCGUGCACUCAAAAAGAAGGAAAAAUAUUAUUGUGCUAUUAUAAUAAAACAAAAGAAAUAGAGUUUAUAUACACAAAUUCUAUUCUUUCUCUAUAAUUCAAGAUAAUGUGAAAAUAGCAAUAACAUAAUCACAAUAGCCAUUACAUUAUUGCUAUUUUCAUUAGCUCAAAUAAUAAAGAAAGAAUAAAGUUAUUUACGUGUGUUUCAAUAUAAAAGCAGCACAUACUCAAAUAAAUUUUGUUUAAUAUCUUAUUUCAAAUAUUUCCCAAGCAAUGUGACAAAAAUUUAUUACAAAUGUCUUUCAAUUGAACAAUGAGAUAAAUAUGUAUAUUCGAAAUAUAAUGCCAUAGAAGAAUUUUAAGUGAAAACUUUAAAUUGUUUUAUUAAUAACAAAUAUUAAUGCAAUUAAUUGCAUUGAAAAUGUAUAAAUAGUAUAAGGGAAAAUAUUAUUACAUGUUUGAAAUACGUAUUUUUCGUGUUACAUUAAAAACAUUAAACAUAUAAGUAACAAAGCCAAACAAAAAUUUUUAUUAGAAACUAAAUAAUUUCUUUUUCGUUUUUAUUGGAACAUCUUUGUUGAAUCAUUGAAUUCUUUAGAUAUCGUUUAAAACUUUUCAUAUUGUGACUUUUUGAGAAUAGGAUUUCAUAAAUAUAUAAGCAUAAUAUUAAUAUUAAAUUGAUUUCAUAUUUAAAAAAACAAAAAAAUGCGCGAUAUAAUCUUAUUCUAAUAUGUAACUGAACUUUAAUGAAAGCUAUAAUUGGCUCUUUCAGCUUUGUAACUUCAAAUAUUAUAUUAAGUGACAUGUAUAAUCAUUCAUUAUUUUACAUUACCGCGUAAAAA